Molecule: messenger RNA, 2515 nt
Organism: Odontomachus brunneus
Lineage: Eukaryota; Metazoa; Arthropoda; Insecta; Hymenoptera; Formicidae
Product: loricrin-like
Exons: 3
Coding region: 605-1732 (375 amino acids)
Biological process (GO): positive regulation of transcription by RNA polymerase II
Cellular component (GO): RNA polymerase II transcription regulator complex
Molecular function (GO): transcription coactivator activity
Source: RefSeq, a predicted model, not a curated record
AGAGAGAGAGAGAGAGAGACUUGUACAGACUUUUUUCAAUACUCGACAUUUUUGCUCGGGCGUACCAACUGCUCUUUGUUCGUCGUGCUCCAAUUUUUUAACGAAGAAUAUUUGAUUUGUUUGUGGACUCGCUCUUCGAGAUGGAUCCCGUCCGAAUUAGACGACACCAAGGCCAGCCGUUUGAUUUCUCACUCGGCGAUGAAAGGGCCGACCAGGGUCGAUCGCGGAGGGCGUCCGGUCGCCGAGCGAUUCCCCCGUUCGCACCUUAACUGCCUCCCACGUCCGCGGGAGUCUCGCUCACCUGGCCGGUAGCAUCCUCCUGCACUCCCGUCGAGGACUUUCUCCGAAAGACGGCCAACUAUAUAAGCGAGAUGCACGCUGUUUGAAGCACGUUAGACGAAAUCGUACAGGUGCGUCGAGCAGGCCACGUAGCCGCUGCGUUUCGAUCCUUUGCUCGUACGUAGACAAGUAUCUCUCCGGUAGCCGCCUAAAGAGGUGCUCGUUCGGUCGAGCGCGAGGAACGCGAAAGGACACGGUCGUGCAUGUGACUUGGCGAGGACCGAGCGCAGAAGCUUCCACGAGACUUUUGGAGACCGCCGGAACCAUGAGGUCCGCGAGAAGUCGGGCCCCUCUGGCAAUAACCGUGCUGGCCGCGACCGCCUUGUUGCUGAGGCCUAUCCACGCGGACGCACCAGUCUCUGGUAGCUACUUGCCACCGUCCACCAGCUACGGCACACCUAACUUGGGAGGAGGAGGAGGAGGAGGAGGAGGGGGAGGAGGUCACUCUGGUGGUGGUGGAGGAGUAUCGACGAGCUACGGUGCACCUUCCGGCGGUGGUGGCGGUGGUUUCGGAGGUGGUCGACCUUCGUCGAGCUACGGCGCGCCUCCUUCCACGAGUUACGGGGCACCGUCCAGCGGUGGCGGCGGCGGCGGCGGCGGUGGAGGUUUCGGCGGUGGUUUCGGCGGUGGUUUCGGUGGAGGUGCGCCUUCCAGCAGUUACGGAGCACCUUCUCCCAGCUACGGUGCCCCAUCUCGCGGCGGCGGUGGUGGUGGCGGUGCACCCUCCGGUAGCUAUGGAGCGCCUUCCAUAGGACGUCCGUCUUCCACUUACGGGGCGCCUUCCAGUGGAGGUGGUGGCUUCGGCGGAGGUGGUUUCGGCGGCGGCGGUAAACCAUCGUCGACCUACGGAGCACCUUCGAACGGAGGUAGCAGGCCCUCGUCUACUUACGGCGCACCCUCCGGCGGUGGUGGCGGUGGUUUCGGAGGUGGUUUCGGUGGAGGAGCUCUCUCGUCGAGUUACAGCGCACCUUCUACGAGCUAUGGGGCACCGUCGAAUGGUGGCGGCAGACCCUCGACCGGUUACGGGGCGCCCAGCUCCGGCGGAUACUCUGGUGGCGGCGGCGGUGGUGGAUACUCCGGUGGCGGCGGCGGCGGAUACUCCGGUGGUGGUGGCGGCGGCGGAUACUCCGGUGGUGGCGCUGGUGGUGGAUACUCUGGUGGUAGCUACUCCGGCGGGGGUGGCGGAUACUCCGGUGGCAGCGGUGGCGGUGGUUUCGGAGGCGGCUCCAGCGGUUACUCUGGUGGCGGCGGUGGAGGCGGCAGGCCGUCCUCGAGCUAUGGCGCGCCAAGCUUUGGAAACGGCGGCGGCGGCGGCGGCGGCGGCGGCGGCGGCGGCGGCGGCGGCGGCGGGGGUGGACAGAGUUACGCCAGCAACGGAGGAUACCAAUAUUAAUUCAGACACGUGUUCACACGCACUCGGCGAGGCGAGGCGAUCUCUGUCGCAUCGAUCGCAUCGGCUUCCAUCGGAUUCUAUGAUAUCGAUUAGACGUCCAUCUCUCUCUUUCUAUCCCCCGGCAUUCGUCAAUCGAUGCGUCAAUUGACCGUCGGAAAACGCACAUUGAUUCUUGUGCGAAGAAGGCGGCUGAGUACCCUCGUGAUGUUCAUGGUUAAUUAUCGUGGACGUGACAAGCGAAGAGGCCGUUGCGCCGCGAAUAUAAGCGAAUCUCGUUGUCGAAUAUAUCUCGGAUGACUUGGAUGAACGAUCGCGCGCCGAUGUGUCCUUCGUGGGAGCGUUUCUUUGUGGCAGCCGACAGGAAAUGACAGAGUACGAGGACCGUUCGCCGCGUUCUAAUAAAUCUACAAAACACCUCGGAUUGCUAAAUGUUUCCGGCAAAAAAUGCCAUUCACACUACGAUGGGUUCUCGAACAGUUAUGAAUGACGAAAUAUUCGUUAUCAAGGCAGACGCGCAUCCGCGAACAGUCAGGCGACGAGACAUAAUUCCCCUUACCAUCUUUUUUUAUUCUUAGCUAUUAUUACUUCCACGCGCUUCCACUAAGGUGUCUCUGUUCACGGAGCCUUCCGUUGACGUCGAAAGAUGUCUACCAGCGAAGAAGGAUGACGGAGAAUGUACGAGAUUCUAUAUUCGGAGCCUGUAACUUAUUUAUUUUGUAAAGACGCUUUUUGUACUAAUAAUAAAGCCGCUCUACGCUAAUGAGAUACAUUUCUCAGAUAACA